Messenger RNA from Manihot esculenta (cassava), 1786 nucleotides. RefSeq names its product NEDD8-activating enzyme E1 catalytic subunit. The record is from RefSeq and is a predicted model, not a curated record. The transcript has 9 exons. Gene Ontology annotation, molecular function: NEDD8 activating enzyme activity. Gene Ontology annotation, cellular component: cytoplasm; nucleus. NCBI's taxonomy places the organism in Eukaryota, Viridiplantae, Streptophyta, Magnoliopsida, Malpighiales, Euphorbiaceae. The coding region runs from base 429 to 1559 and encodes 376 amino acids. Gene Ontology annotation, biological process: protein neddylation.
AUAUAUGACUUCCUUUCAGAGUGCUGGCUGCUGAGUGCCAGUGGCUGAGAAAUUUAUUAAACCUUACUAGCAAGGCAAAGCGUAAAAUUGAAGCCAAUUUUGGGUUUUCAGCUUCUGGGCUUUAAGCUUGAUAUCGAAACAGGAGAGAGAGAGAGACAGAGAGAGAGAGCGCUGGACAAUGUCGCACUCGACGGUGCAGCCGAGCCGGUCGAGAGAUCUGGACAAACUACUUCUCAGGCCCGGCAAUCUCGUAGCCCCCACCUUCGAACCCGGUAUCCAAGUUUUGGGUUUUGCUUUCUUAUGGAUGGCAGUUGAGAGGUGAUCUUCAAGAGUACGUCCGAAUACUUGUGGUGGGAGCCGGUGGAUUGGGCUGUGAACUACUUAAGGACUUGGCCUUAUCUGGUUUUAAAAAUCUGGAGGUCAUCGACAUGGACCGCAUCGAAGUUUCUAAUCUCAAUCGCCAGUUCCUCUUCAGGCUUGAAGAUGUUGGUAAGCCAAAGGCUGAAGUCGCUGCCAAGCGUGUCAUGGAAAGAGUUAGUGGUGUAAAUAUUGUGCCACACUUUUGCCGGAUUGAGGACAAAGAAAUUGAUUUUUAUAAUGAUUUUAGUAUCAUUGUGCUUGGUCUUGAUUCUGUUGAGGCUCGGAGCUAUAUAAAUGCUGUAGCUUGUAGUUUUCUUGAGUAUGAUUCUGAUGACAACCCUCGGGAAGAAACAAUCAAACCCAUGGUGGAUGGUGGUACUGAAGGUUUCAAAGGCCACGCAAGAGUUAUUAUGCCAGGUGUAACACCAUGCUUUGAGUGUACAAUCUGGCUUUUCCCCCCUCAAGUCAAGUUUCCUUUGUGCACUCUUGCAGAAACCCCUAGAACUCCUGCUCAUUGUAUUGAAUAUGCUCACUUAAUUAAAUGGGAUGAGGUUCAUACUGGAAAGGCUUUUGAUCCAGAUGAUCCAGAACAUAUGAAGUGGGUUUAUGCUGAGGCUGUUAAGAGAGCUGAACUUUUUGGCAUUCAAGGAGUUACAUAUUCACUCACUCAGGGUGUUGUGAAAAACAUCAUACCAGCUAUUGCUUCCACCAAUGCCAUUAUAUCAGCUGCAUGUGCUUUGGAAACUUUGAAGAUUGCCUCUGGAUGCAGCAAAUCCCUAUCCAACUACCUAACGUAUAAUGGCGUGGAAGGUCUCCACAUUAAAGUGACUGAAUUUGUGAAGGACAAUGACUGCCUCGUUUGUGGUCCAGGUGUCCUUAUUGAGCUAGACACUUCAGUCACAUUACAAAAGUUCAUUGAUAUGCUUGAAGAGCAUCCUAAGCUGUUCCUAUCAAAAGCAAGCGUCAGACACCUUGGCAAGAAUUUGUACAUGCAAGCACCUCCUGUUCUAGAGGAGAUGACUCGAUCAAAUCUAAGUUUACCAUUAUUUGAACUUAUGGGUAAAGUCCCAAAGGACGUUGUUCAUGUGACUGGUGUGACCAUCCAAAACGACAGUAAAAGCUCUUGUCUGAGGAAACUACGAGUUGUUUUUAAGGGAAUUGAUGGGGUCACGGACAUGGACAUGGCUGGUGGGGCGUAAUUUUGCAUGCAGCACAGCAAUUGGUUUUAUGAUGCAGAACUGCACUUGGAUUUAUCAUGCAGUCCGCCUUUAUAAAUUUUCCUUGCUGUAAGGCAAAAGUUGGUGAGCAACUUAAAAUCCAUGUUUAUGUGUAACGAUAUGGCAAAAUAUGUUUCACCAAAGAAACAGUUGUAGAUGUGACGUUAUUACCAUGAGAAUGAGAGCCAUGUUAUUCACGAAGAUUUUAA